AUGAAACCCCAAACAAAUGAUAAGGCGCUGAAUGAAUAAUUGUUAGAGUAAAAUCUCUAAAAUGAACAACUAAAUAAUUAGCGAGGUAGAAAAGUAAAUUUCAAGCUCCCAGAAGAUAUUUAAGAAGAAGGAGUUAUUAACGAUAUAGAAUCAUUUAAAAUUUCAAAAGUUAAAUUGAUACUUUCAUACAUCUUAUUUGUCGUUUCAGGAGGUAUCUUGUAUCUCUUUACACGUUGGGACAUCAACUUUAAGAUUUUAAUUUAAAUGGUAAAAUGCUCAGCUUAAGAAGCUGAAUACAUGAAGAUAACAUCAAUAGAUAACACAAUUACUUUGGUAAAGACAGAGAAAAGAGUAAUGACGCUAGAUGACUAUCCAUCCAACAAUUUUCUUAUUUUUACCUUUAGACUUUACACUUAUUACUACGAUGAUAGAAUUGAUUGUUUCUUCCCUGUCCAGUUUGCUUUGUCUCUUCUCACAAACAAUUAAAUUCACGAAAAGUAUGGCAGAGGAGUUGAGAGUGAAGAAAAAUUAAGCUAGCUAUUCUAAAUGUAUGGAAAAAAUAAUACUGAAAUUCCAGAUAAAUCAACAAUGAAAAUAUUAAUUGAUGAAGUCCUUUCACCUUUUUACAUUUUCUAAGUUUUUAGUGUCACUCUUUGGAUGAUAGAACCUUACUACUAUUAUGCUUCUGUAAUUCUUGGAACUUCUUUAUUAUCCGCAAUAGUUAGUCUUAUCGAAACAAAAAACAACUACAAAAAGCUCAAGUAAAUGAGUUUCUUUGAAACUCCUGUAUUUGUCUAUAGAGGCAUAUAAGAGUAUAUUUAGCCAGAUGGAGGUCAUUUAAAGAUAGAAAGAGAUAUUAUCAAAGGAAAGCAAGAAAUAAGCUCACUAAAUUUAGUACCUGGUGAUAUCAUAGAAAUUCCUGAUGGUUAAAUUCUUCCAUGUGAUGUGAUUCUCUUGAACGGUUCUUGUGUUAUGAAUGAAUCUAUGCUUACUGGUGAAUCUAUUCCUAUCAUUAAAUCUUCCUUGCCAUUUAACAGCAAUAAAUAUCAUCCUAACGAAGAUGGAAAACAAUCAACACUAUUCGCAGGUACAAAAUGCAUCGAAACAAGAUUUUAUUUGAAAGGUUAGAUUCCUGUCCUUGGGUUAGUUAGCUAAACUAGCUUUAAUACUAUGAAAGGGUAAUUAGUGAGAUCAAUUUUAUAUCCUAAAUAGAAUUCCUUUUCAUUUUAUGUAGACUCUUUAAAGUUUAUUGCUGUGCUUGCCUUAAUAUCAAUUGUUGGUUUUAUAGUUUCUCUCCCUUUUAUGAUCAAAGGCUAUAAUGAAGGAUACCUUGAAUUAAGAGAUUUAAUAUUAAAUAGUUUAGAUUUAGUAACUAUCACAGUUCCUCCUGCUUUGCCUACUUGCUUGUCAAUUGGUAUCUCCUUUGCUAUUUCUAGAUUAAGAAAGCAACAAAUUUUCUGCAUUUCUCCUCCAAAAGUAAAUAUCAGUGGUAAAGUAACAAUAAUGUGCUUUGAUAAAACUGGCACUUUGACUGAAGAGGGUCUUGAUAUGUAUGGUUUAAGACCUAUAUUCUACACUGGUCCCAAUAAAGUUAAAUUUGCUAAGCUUCAAGAUGAAACAAAAAGACUUGGAGAAACAAAAAGAUACAAGUUGAAUGGAGUUGCAGAAUAAAUUAAUCUUUAUGGUGAAAAUAACCCUUAUACUUUAAUUGGAGAUCCUGAGAUUAUAUUAAAGGAGUGCAUGGCAAGUUGUCAUGGCCUAACAAAAAUCAAAGGUGAGUUGAUUGGUGAUCCUUUAGAAGUCAAAAUGUUUGAAGCCACAGAAUGGGUUCUAAUUGAAAAUGAUAUGGAUAAAUAUGAUGAACUCGUUUUGGCUGUAGUUCAACCUCCUUGUGGCACUGUCUUCUAAACAAGUGAUAUCAAUUAAAUUGAAGAAAGUAUCAAAACUAAUCAGCUACCAACUUCUAUUGGUAUCAUUAAAAGAUUUGAAUUUUCUUCUAAACUAUAAAGAAUGAGCACGAUUGUAAGAAAUCUUUAAAAUUAAACUGAUUUCUUUAGACUACACGUCAAAGGUUCACCUGAAAAAAUCUUUGAACUUUGCAAACCAGAAACGAUUCCUUAAAAUUUCCACGAAGUCCUAGAUUUUUAUGCCAGAAAAGGUUUUAGAAUUUUAGCAUUUGGAAUUAAGAUUUUGAAAAUGACAUACAGAAAAAUUCAAAAAGUGGAAAGAGACGAAGUUGAGAAAGAUUUGACAUUUGCUGGAUUAUUAAUUAUGGAGAAUAAAUUAAAGCCCAUCACUACUUAGAUAAUAGAAGAACUUUAGAAUGCUAAUAUUCGUACCAUUAUGGUAACAGGCGAUAAUGCUCUAACUGCUAUCAGCGUAGGAAGAUAAUGCUAAAUUGUAGAUGAAAAUAAAAGAGUAUAUUUUGGUGAUAUUAGCGAUGAUCCUAAAUAAAAAAAUAAGAUUGUUUGGAAAGAUUUUGAACAUGCCGAUAAGAUAUUAAAUGAAGACAAUUUAGAACCUGUAAACGGUAUUUAGCAAUAUUUGGAAGAAGGUAUUUUAGAAAUUCAAGAAGAAAAGCAGAUAUUUGAGUAGGCUUAAAUCUUAGAAGAAAAAGAACGCCAAAAUUCUUCAAUAAAUUAAAAAAUUAAAAGUAAAGAUAGUUUGAAUAAUAAAGUCAGCCAUAAGCAUGGUACUCCCAACAAAAAAUCCUAUAGAGAUAGAGCGAGCAAAGAAAUAUCAUUAAACAACCAAAAUCAAAUAUCAACACAUGAACAGAUCGAAGCAGCUCUUUCUAUUUUCGAUAAUUAACACUAAUUAAGUCAGCAAUCUAGUGUUAAUUUAUCUAAUGAAUAGUUAUCUUAGCAUCUCCCCUCUCAUUCAGAUACUAAAUCAUAAAGCAAUAGCGAAUUUUAAUUUAACAAAAACGAGGAAUAAGAAGCAGAGGCUAUUGCUGCUUUACAGGAUGAUAUUUAAGACUAAUUACCUUGGAAUCACAAUUAAGAAUAGUUCACUUUAGCUAUUACAGGAAGGGCAUUUUCUAAAAUCAUUGAUGAAUCUACAGAAAGCCCUUCAAAGGCUUAAUUGCUAAGAACUAUGUUGCUUAAAACUUAAAUCUUUGCCAGAAUGAGACCAGAAGAAAAGGCAUUAUUAUUACAGUCUCUAUAAGAGUUACCUUGGAAACCAACAUGCGGUAUGUGUGGAGAUGGUGCAAAUGAUUGUGGUGCUCUAAAAACUGCCGAUAUUGGUAUUUCACUUUCAGAAGCUGAAGCUUCUAUUGCAGCUCCUUUCACAUCUAAAGUUCAAGAUAUUUCUUGUGUUAUAGAACUAUUGAAAGAAGGAAGAGCUGCUUUAGUAACUAGUUUUUCAUGCUUUAAAUUCAUGGCUCUUUACUCAAUGAUUUAAUUCUUUACUACAACUUUACUCUACACAGUAAAUUCACUUCCUGGUGAUAUGUAAUUCUUGUAUUGGGAUGUUGUCAUUAUCAUUCCACUUGCUUUCUUGAUGGGUCUUACAGAUGCCUACCCUGUUUUAUCUAAGCAGGUACCUGGAUCAAGUCUUGUUUCUUUCCCAGUACUUUGCUCUGUGAUAGGAUAAACCUUAGUAAAUGGAGGAUUUUAGAUCAUUGUUUUCAUGAUUCUAAGAUCUUAAAAUUGGUAUUAAUCUGUUGUUGAAGCUCAUACCUAUCUAGGAGACUUAGAUGAUGAAGAUGCUCGUAAAAGUUGCUAUGAAUCUACUACUUUAUUUUUAUUCUCUAACUUCUAAUAUAUCUCUACCUGCAUUGCUUUUUCUAUUGGUAAACCUUUCAAGAAAGAAUUUUACACAAAUAGAUUGUUUACUUUUUCACUUAUUUUGAUAACAAGUAUUUCACUAGUUAUCUAGUUAGUUCCUAAUAGCUUUACUCGCAGUUUCUUAGAUGUAUUUGAAAAAGUCUAACUUGAUGAUUAAGAACCUAAAUCUGAAAUGCCUUACUCAUUUUUAUUAGUUUUGUUAGGCAUAUCAUUUGGAAGUGCAAUUGCUAACAUAUUUUUUGAAAAGUAUGUUGUCAAAAAGCUGUCUCUCUACUUCAAAAGAAAGUAGGAUCCAAAGAAAUACUAAAGUCUUAUCAUGCCUAGCUAAGCUUAAAAAAAUUGA
Tetrahymena thermophila SB210 is the source of this 4134-nucleotide messenger RNA. RefSeq names its product E1-E2 ATPase family protein. Gene Ontology annotation, molecular function: P-type transmembrane transporter activity; ATP hydrolysis activity; ATP binding. Gene Ontology annotation, cellular component: membrane. NCBI's taxonomy places the organism in Eukaryota, Ciliophora, Oligohymenophorea, Hymenostomatida, Tetrahymenidae. The transcript is spliced from 13 exons. The record is from RefSeq and is a predicted model, not a curated record.